Cotesia glomerata is the source of this 3354-nucleotide messenger RNA. Its product is annotated as mucin-5AC-like. The transcript has 8 exons. Bases 401 to 3082 code for a protein of 893 amino acids. The record is from RefSeq and is a predicted model, not a curated record. NCBI's taxonomy places the organism in Eukaryota, Metazoa, Arthropoda, Insecta, Hymenoptera, Braconidae.
CUUCGUCGACAUUCUCAUACCCUCACCACGUCCUUCGUCUGCCUCUUACUUUUACUUUUUUAUAAACUUAUUUGUCUGGUCGGCUGAAUUGUGUCGUGUUUUUAAAAUUUGUGUACCCGGGACACACAUAACAUUUACUUUUAUUUCACUUUCUCAGGGAGCUUAUACCAAAGAGCUCUGCUCUUAUGGUUUCAAGACGAUCAUUUUUGUGGAUAAUCAUUUAAAUUAAUAAUUGUGUUAGUGCUGAAUGAUAAAAAAAAAAAAAAAAACAAUUAACCGUGCUUCUGAAAUGAAUCUUUUGAGGAAUUUCUGAAUAUUAAUUUAUAAAAUAACUGUAGACAAAUAAACAGGAUAUUAUACGGCUGAAAGUUUAAGCAAAAAAUCAGUGUGCAGUGCCGAUAUGUUGCUGAAGAGUGCGUUUCUGAUAUGCUGCGCCAUUGCCGCUGUAUUAGGCAAUAAAAAUGUCAAUUUGGAAAAUGGAAGUUAUGACAAUCAUGAAAAACACUCCAGAGUCAAUGAUUUUGCUCAAAGAAUUCAGAAAACAGGAUCCAAAGUUCAGGAAAUUGGGGUUGUGAAUCAGGACUUGGAUCCUAAUCACUCCUAUAGCAAUGAUAAUGACAAUAAACAGUUCAAUUUGAGUCCAAAAAGACAAGCACGAGUAGAGUUGGAAAACUUCAGUAAUACUGGAGUGAUUCAAGAGGAUGCGAAAAAAAAAAUUGAUACUUUCAAAAAUAAAAAUGAAAAAACAGAUAUCAAUAUUGAAGGAGUUCAAGUGAGCUCCGAAUAUCCAACAACAAUGAGGCCAAUUUUAACUACCGAACGUUCGUAUUCCCAGUCUUCGUAUGAUUUCGUUCCAGUUAAUUUAAUUCCAAAAGAUUACAAGGAAUCGUGGUCUCCAUACUCAAAUCGUAACUUUGAUUAUCUCAGUGACGUUAGUUUGGUCCCAGCUGGUUCAAAUUCUCGAAUUCAGAUAAAGAAAGGUCCUAAUGGAAAAGAUUACGAAUAUGAAUACGUAUAUUAUUAUUAUGAUGAAGAAGAUGAAUCAUCAAAAGGAAGCGCUUCGAAUAAUAAACAGGAAAGUAUUAGAACAGCACCGCCAUCAAGACGUGGAAGUAGUAAUAGUAAUAGAAGCAAAUAUAGUUCAGUUGAACGAACGUCGACAGCAGAACCAGUUGGUAAUGAGAUCAUUCCUAAAAAUGGUAAUCGAGGAAGAAACCUCGCCGAGAAUGAAGAAAUCUCUGAAGAACGAUUACCCACAAAUACACGAUUUCCCCCAAGGUCUAGAUCUAAUCACAAUACGGGAACAACAGAGACCACUCGCAGCCGCGGAAACCGUCCAAGACCAAACUUAGACCUUGUAGAUUCAAGCAGCUUCAGAACUCAUCAAGAAGGUCCAGAAUUCCCUCAAACGUUACCGAAAGGACCUGUAAGGUUUUUGGGUGUUACUCCAAAUGAAAACAAUGAAGCCAAAUAUGUUCCGACGCGGGAAAAUUCUCAAAAAGCUCAUGAACCAGCUCCCGUCGUUGAAUCCAUCAAUGACACGCCAUCUCACAGACGAAGACCUGUCAGUGAACCAGCGCUUGAAGCAGUAUAUAACAGUGAAAAACUCUCUCGACCACUUUCAAAAAGUGUUGAAGAGAAAUCAGAAUCAUCAUCAUUGCCAGCUCCCAAAGAUGAGAGAUAUAGUUACAUUAACGGCCGAUACAACUCGGAGCCACCAUCAGAAAUUACGACAACUGAUGCUACAACAACAAUGUAUCCAACUGCAAUGGACAAAGUGGCCCUCGAUCUGUAUGUGUUCCUUCAACAAGGUCAAAGCAACGCGAUCGAUGCUGCCACGGAAGAUGCCAACGAAAGCACUACCGUCAUUGAUGAAGAAUUUACUACAGAUACACCUACCACCACGGAAAAUGUUAAUCCACCCACAACAACUGAAGUAGUAACUUCUACAACUACCGAAGCUACAACUACAACAACCACUACAACAACGACUACCACAACACCCGCACCUACAACAGAAGCUACGACAACAACGACCCAAGCACCAGCCGGAAAAGGAAAAUUCAGAAGACCUGGCAUUCUUGGGAGCACGGGGACUAGAAAUCGCAAGAGCAAUGGAGUUAGUAGUACACCAGCAACUGAGCCUUCUCUUGUAGAAACAACCCAAAAAACUCGAGGCCGCUUUGGAUCCACAAAUGGAGGAGGUAAAAGACCUAAGUCAGGUUCUAAGCAACAAGAAGAGAAAAUUCAAAAAGAUAACAUCAAUGCUGUAAAUUCUGAAAAGGCACCACCUGGCCGUAACAGAUUCCGCAGCACCGUUUCCAAACCUACUGCCUCUACGACAUCCAGCCCCGUAACUACUUCGAGUUCGAGUGGUAUUCCAUCAGGUGUAUCGCGUCCUUCCUUUAAUAAAAUAAAUCUAAAUCGUCGUCGUAGUAGACCAACUACUCCAACGUCUACGACAAACGAAGAAACUAAGAACAACUCUGAAUCUCCGGCACCUGAUGAUACUCAAGAGUCAACCACACCUACAACAAAAGCGCCUUUGCGUCAAAAAUUUCCAGGUCUUAAUAACAGACCAGGAGGGUCUGCUCCUAGAGUUAAUCUUAGACGGCCUGGACGACCCACUACCACUACAACAACAGAAGAACCUAAGGCUAUUAUUGAAGAACCUGCUGGCGAAGGAACUGAAGAAGAAACACAAGAGACUCCUGCAGAAACCAGUCCACUUGCUCGUCUCACCACAGCCAAUCCAUUAAAUAAAUUGCGUUCAAAAAAUCGACUCCAAGUACAACCAAAAUCAACCACUCGUGCUCCAAUAAAUUCACCGAGACGAUCUCCCCUUCUUCCCCGUCGUAAAAUAACAGAAGCACCGAUUGUUGAAACCAGCCAAGAAAACUUGAUAUUAACGAAUAGCAGUGAACCAGCUAUUGUUGAUGCGGAGGUGACUGAACCGGUAUUGAUUGAAACUAGUACGGCGGCUAGCACAAAGCACGAAGAAACGAGAAGUUUUAAUGGACUACUGGCACCACGACGUAGGCUAACACCUCGACGACCUGGCCAAAUACUAAGUCGUGAAUAAACAGCAAAUUUAUUGUUAAUGCAAUAGAUAAUAUUAUUUUUAUUAAUAAUUAGAAUUAAUAAUUGAUAUCAGAGACAAUAACUGCAUAAAAAAAAGAUGAAUAAAAAAUUGCUUAAGCAGUAAGCUAGUCUUCAUGUAAGUGCACUUCCGAGAUAUUUGAAAGUGCCAUGUAGGGACAUGACGUAUGAUAACAUAAAUAAUCAAGUGAUUUAAUCCAAUAAUAAAUUCAUUGAACAAUAUAAAUAGAAAAUGAAGUAAAAGUUAUCUAUUUU